AUGAAACUUAUCUUCGAAACUUCUCUUUACGUUCUUGCACUUUCACUUUUGACCGUUACAACUAAUGCACAGUUAACUGGGCAAUGGCCAGAAGUUGAUAAACCUCCACCAGUUAAUGAUGCAUGGACUUCUUUAGUUGAUCUGUCAAAACUUCCCAAUGCUCCGUUAUCGAAAGGCGAAAGUGAUUGUCCUACAAAUGAUGAAUUUUGUAAAUGGAGUUGUACUCAAUGCACUCGUAAUGAUUCCGACAUAGUUUUCUGUCCCAAUACAAAUGAUUAUUUGGCAUCAAAAGAUGUUAAAUUAACAUUUUUCGUUAUCGGUUCACGAGUAAUAGAAAAUCCACAAACUUUGCUAAAAGCAUUCAAUGCUGUACACACUUGGUCUCAUACACAUCUUACCCAGCAAUCCAAUGAGGAAAUCAUUGCAGAAAUCAAAUGGACCGAAGAGGCGAUAAAACAAGCCGUGGGUGUCACACCAAAAUAUAUGCGACCACCUUACGGAGACGUUGAUGAUCGUGUCAGAGGAAUCUUAACUCAACUCGGUUAUAAAAUUGUUAUGUGGGAUAGAGAUACGCAAGAUUACUUGACAGGAGAGGAUAAGACAUUUAAAGCAGAAUGGAUCGAAGGGAAUUUUACUCAAUGGGUUAAAGAACCUUCUACAACAGGACAUAUCUCAUUAGAACAUGAUUUAUAUGAAGCGAGCGCUGCUAGAGCUACGUAUGUUGUACCGAUUGUACAAGGUGCGGGAUAUAACGUUAAACCCGUAGCUGUUUGUAUAAAUGAUCCACAACCCUACGUCGAAAAUGUUAGUUUGAGCACAAAUAGUACCUUUGCUAAAACCUCAACGGUUGAAACUCCAACUCCAACUCCAGCGGCUUUAUCCCCAACAACAGAGUCCCCAACAGAAUCCCCAACAACAGAAUCAUCCACACAAAGCGUCGUUGAUACAACUACUUCAAGUGCUUUAUCAUUAACGAAUAAUAAUAAUUUGCUGUUAUUAAUAUUUAUGAUUGUAAUAGGAUCUUUUAUAAUUUAA
This is a messenger RNA of Funneliformis caledonium, 1035 nucleotides long. Lineage: Eukaryota; Fungi; Glomeromycota; Glomeromycetes; Glomerales; Glomeraceae. The record is from the annotation of a GenBank genome assembly.